UUACCGAUCAAUCUCGUCCACAGGCGUCCCUUUUCCUCCAAAUCCUCUCCAGCAACCAUAGCCGUUAUAUUCAAGCGGAUUUCUCUUAGUUUCACACAAGACCAUAGCACCAAACUGGGCUACAUUUCUUUUCGAUGGUGUCUGGAACCUGCCUGUGUAAUACAUCAGAAAAAACGAGGAUAUAACAACUACGGCUGCCACUGUGGAAUAGGAGGAAGAGGAGAGCCUUUGGACGGAAUUGAUAGGUGUUGUCCUGACCAUGACCAAUGUUAUGAUGCCAUCAUCGACAACAAAAUUUGCGGUUCCCUUAAAAGUGCCGUCUAUCUAAUCUUCUACUGGAGAAACGGCUAUUCGAACUGUGCUUCAAGGCGUCUUAACACUGCUUGUCAGAAAGCUCUUUGUGAAUGCGAUGGUACGGCAGCAAGAUGCUUUAAACGGAACGAGUUCUCAUUCCAUAGUCGAAGUAUAAACUACAAUAAAUUACUAUGCUGAAAAGUGUAUGAAAUAUUGUCUUAGAUACUUAAUUGUGGCUCAUUAGGCCGGUACAUGUUUCUUCACUGCUAAUCGAUCGUUGUAGCCCUCUCAUCCUAACUUUUAAUCACCAGCGUGUUCGAACCUGCUACAAUGUCAGUUUCAGAUUAUACUACUUCACACCUUCAAGUUUAAAUUAUUGACAAAAAAGGAAGGGAAGGAAGGGGGAAUUGUUACCUUAUUAAUAACCAGAGUGAUGCGGAAAAUGAUAUUGUUUCUGUUGCCCUCAAAUUUAUCUUCAUUGUAAGAGUGAAAUCUCAUAUGCUGAAAUGGCACACCGUGUUUCGCAUGAGUGUACUGAACGAGCGUUGUAGCUAAAUGACGAUAUCUUGGAUAAAUAACUGAUCGCUUUCAUUCUUGCUUUCGCGUUUACUUGAUAGAGUAACAGUGUGACAGAAUGAAUUACUAUCUGACUGACUGACUGACUGACUGACUGACUGAAUGGAUAAAUGAAUGAAUGAUUA
Molecule: messenger RNA, 995 nt
Organism: Orbicella faveolata
Lineage: Eukaryota; Metazoa; Cnidaria; Anthozoa; Scleractinia; Merulinidae
Product: phospholipase A2-like
Biological process (GO): phospholipid metabolic process; lipid catabolic process; arachidonate secretion
Molecular function (GO): phospholipid binding; calcium ion binding
Source: RefSeq, a predicted model, not a curated record